Messenger RNA from Gossypium arboreum, 420 nucleotides. RefSeq lists its product as uncharacterized. Gene Ontology annotation, molecular function: carbon-sulfur lyase activity. The transcript has a single exon. The coding region runs from base 1 to 420 and encodes 139 amino acids. NCBI's taxonomy places the organism in Eukaryota, Viridiplantae, Streptophyta, Magnoliopsida, Malvales, Malvaceae. The record is from RefSeq and is a predicted model, not a curated record.
AUGGAAUCCGAGUUAGUAUUGCACAAUGGCAAUUGCCACUGUAAGAAAGUAAGAUGGAAAGUCCAAGCAUCUAUUAGUGUUAUUGCUUGGAAAUGUAACUGUUUUGACUACUCCAUGAGAGGGAACGUUCACUUCAUUGUCUCGCGUCAAAGGUUCGAGCUUUUGGGUGAUUCAGACCAAUUCAUUACUACAUACAUUUUCAGAACUCACACCACGAAACAUACAUUCUCUAAGUUUUGUGGAAUAAGUUCAUUCUAUACACCAAAGUCGAACCCCGAUGACAUUGUUGUGACGCUCACAUGUUUAGACCCUAGAACGUUUUCCCAUGUUGAGAUUCGGAAUUUUGAUGGCAAGAAUUGGGAAAACUUCUAUAAUCAGAGUGGCAUUGCUUUACAAUCCAAAAUUCAUUCCACCAACUAG